AUGUCUGCCCCUGCGCGAGAGCCCAAGAACGCGGCCAAACGCUUCGAAACCGCCUCCGUUUCUAAUCCCAUUGCAAACGAGGAACGAACCUCCAAGGAUUCAAUAGUUGACAUUGAUGCUCGUGGCGAUUUGAUACUCUGCAUCUCGCACGACGCGACCGCGACGGUCCACGUCCACCGCUUCCGUGUUUCCUCCGGCCAGCUCAAAGCCACUUCAAAGUACUUUUCUGGGCUAUUACAAGGACGCUUCGGAGAAAGCGAGCAAGUGGGCGCGAAACAUGUAGAGCUUCGAAAGCAAUAUGACAAUAUUGGCGAUGUGCCAGCUGCAGAGCUGCCCAUUGUACGCAUAGACGACAUAGGCAGAAUUUCGGCGGUCAAGUCAAUCGAGGCGCUAUGCACCGAUUUUCUUUCCAUACUGCACGAUCUGGACACGCCACCGUUGCCUCCUGUGACCAACAUUGCGAACUGGGCAAUAGUUGCGGACAGGUUCGACGCGUUGACGGCUGUGGGCUCCUACGUACGGCGCAAGAAGAUGCUGCGGGCUAUCGACGGCAAGACUGCGCCAAAAGUGGACCUGGCUCUGUCGGAAGAAAAGAUCAGGCAGAGGCUUCUUGUAGCGAUACUACUUGACUAUCCUCCAUGGACCGAGAAGUACUCCUUGCGCAUGGUUGUCAAAGGCUGGAUCGAUCGAGAAAUCGAUGAGACCUCUGCCUUGUGGUGGGAUUUACCCAUGCAGAUCGAGGAGGAGCUUGCUCAUCGCCGGUACUGCAUCUUAGAAACGAUUCAAUCGCUCGAGCAUCACUUCAUCAAGCUCUACACUUCUCGCGAACGACAGUGCAGGCUAGGAUACGAUAGCAGCGCUCAAUGUGACAGCUUUCAGCUUGGUGAAAUGGUCCGCUUCUUUUCCAGGAUCGGUACGGCCUCAGUUCGUGGAACAAUCCUGGAUGACGCAGCGCCGUCUGAGCCAUUUCAAGGGGACCUGAAUGUCUUGAUCGAUCUAUUAAAGCAGGCCCCGGAAUACCAGAUAGAUUCCUUCCAUCAUCAUUGCGGGUUGCGCACCAAGUUGAUCCCGCUUUUGGACAUGGUUAAUGAGUGUCUUGCGCAUGUCGGCAUAUGUCAAGAAUGCUGGUCGCAAGCUCGUGUCGAACAUUCCUGGAUGGAUACGAAGAAGCCACUUUUGUGGAGGCGGCAGCUCCUUCGACUUCGGACGCCGGUGCACCAGGAGCUGCAUAAUAACGUUCGGGCGGUCUUCACCGCGGUCGACAGAGAUUGGAGCGCGUGA
Messenger RNA from Ramularia collo-cygni, 1281 nucleotides. RefSeq lists its product as uncharacterized. The record is from RefSeq and is a predicted model, not a curated record. The coding region runs from base 1 to 1281 and encodes 426 amino acids. The transcript is spliced from 2 exons. NCBI's taxonomy places the organism in Eukaryota, Fungi, Ascomycota, Dothideomycetes, Mycosphaerellales, Mycosphaerellaceae.